Messenger RNA from Eupeodes corollae, 592 nucleotides. RefSeq lists its product as uncharacterized. Gene Ontology annotation, cellular component: mitochondrial inner membrane. Lineage: Eukaryota; Metazoa; Arthropoda; Insecta; Diptera; Syrphidae. The record is from RefSeq and is a predicted model, not a curated record. Gene Ontology annotation, biological process: mitochondrial respiratory chain complex IV assembly; mitochondrial respiratory chain complex I assembly. Bases 107 to 517 code for a protein of 136 amino acids. The transcript has 3 exons.
GAUACUGAUUCAGAUUUUUGGAGCUAAGCUACAUCAAAAUAAAAAUAAUCCAAUUCAAAGGUUAUUAUUACAAACUAAGGAAAAUAUUUAAAUCACACUUUCAAAAAUGAGGAUGCCAUCAAACGCAACACUAGGCAAAAUAGUUGUCUACGGUGCGAUAGCUUCAAUAUCGGGUGUAAUGUAUAUGCGAUAUAAAAUUCAGGACCGUAUCAGAAAUACACAAUAUUUCAAAUCUGCACUUCAAACGCUCCGUCAACAUAAAGGUGCGGUAAGUCUACUGGGUGAACCAAUCAAAGAAACAGGAUUCGAUUUGGCUGAUGACAAAAAGAACAACUGUGAUGGACAAAAAGCACAAUUUGAAGUUUCUGUGAAAGGUCCUAAGGACAAAGGAACUAUCUUCUUUUGGGCGACACGUACCGAUGAGCUUGGCUGGGUAUUGGAUAGAUUAGAUCUUGAGGUUAAGUCGCAACCGGAUAAAAGAUUCUUAAUUAAAAAGGCUAAUAAUAUAGAGUAUUAAUCAUACUUGUUAGGUAACACGUAGGAACUUAAAAAUAUGUUAAAUCAAAUAAUAACUCAGUUUUGUUUUAUUGAA